UAGCGCUGGAACAUCGAUGCGCAAUACCUACAGGGGAAACGUCCACUAUGGCUGAGACCCACAGCUUACAGGACCUCCAGCAGCCAGCUGUCUCCUCCAAGGUGUUUAUCCAGAGAGACUACAGCUCAGGAACCAUCUGCAAGUUCCAGACAAAGUUCCCCUCUGAACUUGAGUCAAGGAUCGAUAAGCAGCAGUUUGAGGAGACCAUCCAAACUUUAAACAACCUGUAUGCAGAGGCAGAGAAACUAGGGGGGAAGUCUUACUUGGAGGGCUGCCUGGCUUGUCUAACUGCAUACACAAUCUUCCUUUGUAUGGAGACACACUAUGAAAAGGUGUUAAAGAAGAUUGCCAGGUACAUUAAGGACCAGAAUGAGAAGAUAUAUGCUCCCAGGGGUUUGCUGCUGACUGACCCCAUAGAGAGAGGACUCAGAGUUGUUGAAAUCACCAUCUUUGAGGACAGAAGUAUUGGCUCUGGAAGAUAAAGAGUCCUGUGACUGAUGACACUGACCAGAUAUUCCUCAUUUGUCUGGCAGGACACAUUCAGAUAUCUGCUUCACCUGAAUGGAUGUAAAUAAUUUUGAUCUGAUCCUUUUUUUUCUGUUAUUUAUAAGCACACCACCGUCUGCCUAUCCUUAUGUUUGUUAAUGUGUUUUCAUGUCUUUUUAUACAUGAAACAAUGUAUAGGCCAGACUAAAAGUAUUUGGACAGUGAUAUAGUUUUUUACUCUUCAGGCUCUGAGCUUCAGCACAUUUAAACUGAAAUACAAUAAUACAAGUACCAAGUCUCAACUUCAAUUCUAGUAGGUUUACAUCAAUAUUAGAAAGAAGUGUGUGGGAGACACAGCCCUUUUAACACAUAAAGCAAGGGUUCAAAAGUAAUUGGACACUUGGCACCUGUUUGUCGUUUCAACAUUAGUUCAGAAAAGAGCUCAUAUGGCAACAAGCAACAGGAUGAAUGCAGCCAAAUGCAUCAAAAGUCGUUGGGUGGCAUUUCAUAAUUCUGCAGGACAGUGAUCCUAAAUGUGCGUCCAAAGCAAAGCAAAGAGCUUUUCCAGGUGAAGAGGUGGAAUAUCAUCAGGGAAGAUACAAAGUGUCUGGUGGUCUUCCAAAAAAUAUUAAAUAUGAUUUUUUUUUACCAUGUGUAUCUAUCCACUUACUUUUGAACUCCUAAACCUUGGCACUAUGCGUUCAAAGAGCUGGAUUUCCAACACAGUUCUCUCUACAUUAAUGUAAACCUAUUCAAAUCAAAGCUUAGACAUGGCACUUUACUGUAUUAUCUAUUAUUUUAUUUCAAAUUGAAUGUGCUGAGGCAUAGAACCAGAAGAGCAAAAAUGUGUUACUGUCCAAAUAUUUACUGUCUGGACUGUAUAAAUCAUGUCCUAGUUGAUAAAGACCGGUCUUUAUAAAUAGUGCCAUUGUGUUAAAUGCCAGUUUUUGACCAUGGUAAUCAUGAGCGAUUGGACUUGUGUAUUGUAUUCCAAAUGAUACAAAGUCAAAUAAUAUGUUGUCACCAAGAGUUGUCAUAGAAAUAGGUUGGAGCUGUGUUGUUGGCACAGUCUGUAAACUAAUUCUGUUUUGGGUUGUGCUCCACAGUAUUAACAUGCUGGCUGUAGCCUUUGUUGAGGCAGAUGUUUUCUUACUUGUGGAUGAAUGUGACUUUUUAGGGGAAUCUUGUCUUGUGACUUCAAAGAUGGAGCAUGUUUACCGUUAAUAAGUCUAUCAUAAAUCUAUCAUAAAACAAUAACAGGACCUAGUACAUUUUAUGAAAUGUCUUUCUUUGCUGUCAUACUUUAACUGCACUAAAUCUCCUAAAUCAUAUCCAGCAGUCCUGGUACAUGUUUCUCGUAAGAUUCACUAUCUAUAUUGCGAAUGCCAUCCCCUUUUUCUUCAUCACCAAACACCACAGGAACCUUAAACACUCUGAACUCCACAGAUGAUUGCUGUAGUUGGUGUUUGAUAUAACUGGUCUACUUUUCUUACAAAUAUUGUUCUGUUUUGUCUAAAUAAAUAGUCUUUUCCUGAAA
This is a messenger RNA of Seriola dumerili (greater amberjack), 2023 nucleotides long. Its product is annotated as golgin subfamily A member 7-like. The record is from RefSeq and is a predicted model, not a curated record. The coding region runs from base 48 to 482 and encodes 144 amino acids. NCBI's taxonomy places the organism in Eukaryota, Metazoa, Chordata, Actinopteri, Carangiformes, Carangidae. Gene Ontology annotation, biological process: protein targeting to membrane; peptidyl-L-cysteine S-palmitoylation; Golgi to plasma membrane protein transport. Gene Ontology annotation, cellular component: Golgi stack; palmitoyltransferase complex. The transcript has 6 exons.